Micromonas commoda is the source of this 963-nucleotide messenger RNA. RefSeq lists its product with no specific name. Gene Ontology annotation, biological process: retrograde vesicle-mediated transport, Golgi to endoplasmic reticulum. Gene Ontology annotation, cellular component: SNARE complex; endoplasmic reticulum. The transcript has a single exon. The coding region runs from base 1 to 963 and encodes 320 amino acids. The record is from RefSeq and is a predicted model, not a curated record. Lineage: Eukaryota; Viridiplantae; Chlorophyta; Mamiellophyceae; Mamiellales; Mamiellaceae. Gene Ontology annotation, molecular function: SNAP receptor activity.
AUGACCUCGACGCGGCCCCAAGAGGUCAGCCUGGCGCGGCUCCUUCGCGUCUACGAGUCCAAGGCCGCAUCGUCCGCGGGCGGCGCCCCCACAUCGCCGCCGGCGACCCCGUCGCGCGGUCGCCGCGGAGCGCCCUCGCCGUCGGAGGAGGAAGAUGCACCCACCGCCGGGGGAAGAUCUCGGGCGAGCGACGACGAGCGGCACGCGCCCGGGGGACCGUCGCGCCCGGGCUUCGACGCCGUGAACGACGCGAAGGCGCAUCAGCACGUGGAGGUCAUGCGCGGGCUCGUCACCGAGAUCCGCGCGAGGGACCCCGCAACGGCCGACGCGUACGCGGCCCGCGUCGACCGAGUCGCGUCGACCGUCGUCGUCGCGCUCGGCGAUCCGGGAUCUACGUCGUCGACGUCGUCGUCGUCGCGCCAUCGCGCGGCGCCGUACGUCACCGCCGCCGCGGGCGCGGCGUCCUCAUCCGCGCGGGAGUGGCGACCGUACAAGCCGCCCGCGCCCGUCCGCAGAAGGGCGACCGGCUCGGCGUCAUCGCCCGAUCCCAAAUCGUCGUCUGGCGUCGCGACCAACACAGCUGGCGGCGGCGCGUCGAGACAGCGUCGCGAGGGCGGGGUCAAGAUCUCCGACGCCGGCGACGCGCACAUCGCGCGGCAGAGAGCCGCGCAGGAGGAGCUCACCGACGAGAUGCUGGAGCUGGCGGGCGGCAUCAAGGCGAACUCGUUGGCGAUGGAGGCGAGUCUGAGGGAGAGCCGGAGGGAGCUCGACGUCGUGGAGGGAUCGCUGGACCGCAACCUGGCUGGGGUCAAGAAGGAGCGAUCGCGGCAGAAGGCGAUAUACGAGACGAACAGGCGCGGGGGGUGUUGGACGUGGAUCGUCUUAGUUCUCGUCGGCGUCGUCUUCACGUGGGUGGUGGUGUACAUGAGGUUCACGCACGAUCGGACCAAGUUUCGCGUUUAA